Molecule: messenger RNA, 1923 nt
Organism: Ectocarpus siliculosus
Lineage: Eukaryota; Phaeophyceae; Ectocarpales; Ectocarpaceae
Source: the annotation of a GenBank genome assembly
AUGACGGACAACUGUGACUACGCCAGCACACUCUAUUGCGCAGCGACUUACGGAGAUCUGGUGGUUGCCAGGCAGGGCCUUGAUUCGCGCCCCGUCGGUUUCUUCUCCACCGUCAUGGGAGGAAUCGCCCUGGGGAGUCUGGUCAGCUUAGUCCUUGCUGUCCGAGUCGGAGGCCGUCGCGGUCGCGAAGGAUUCGUGGUUCCCGGCCCCGAUUCCGCGCAAGAGUCAAGCGCCACUGCUGCGUCACCUGGUUCGCGGACCAUGAAAGCAUGCGGCACAACCUGUCGUAAUUGCGCUGGUAGUGCGGAUGGGAUCGUUCCGGGUGAAGGCGACGAGAAAGACGCGGGGAGCGAUGCUUCCAGCGGGAAAGACUGCUGUGGUCAUAACGGAGGCCCCUCCGAAGACAAUGAAAGCACGGCCGGCAACAAGGCGGGCACCGAUAGUGGCAGGCGUUCCAUCAUCAAUGCCGGGCGAGCACUGUCCUCGAGUUUCCGAAGCAGCGGAACCGUUAGCCAGGGCAACACGAAGGCCUUCGCCAUCCUCGUGCAGCAAGAAGAGCAGAGGCGGUCCGCUUCCUUGAAGAGCACCGCAUCGAUCAUAGCAGAAGAGAAACAGAUGCGCUCCGCUUCUUUGAGGGCCGCUACCGAACAAGAAAAACGGCAGGGCGACUUUUCUCAGAGGAUCACCACCACCGCCGUCCCAUCUUCCCCUACGAGGCGGAACUCCCUGCUUGUCGCCCACAAGAUCAGGUGGCCCUCAUUCUCAAAUUCAGGACGCGACGGAGGGCGCACGAUCCCGGACCAGUUCCCGAGCUCCUCCGAAGGGUCGCCACUGUCUUCCUUCAGCUUCAGAUCCUCGACACUGUCGGACCCUCGCUUUUCGGACGAUGAUGGCGCCGAUACGGUGUCUCCGACGGGAAGGAAAUCUAGCACAACGAUCACCGCGAAGGCUCUUGCUGAGGCGUUUGACGAGCCCGGGUCGCCUUUGGGGGUCUCCCACGAGCUCGGUGGUUGGUGGCAAUACACCGGCGACGGUGGGUUUGAGGGGCAGUCCGCUCUGUCUCACUUUGCCGCCGGUGGUGGCAUUGCGGUGGCUCAGAGCAGCCUCGAUCCGGGUCAGGCUGACGGGGGCGGACUGAUCCACUCGGUCAAGGCCAUGCCUCCAGCGGACGUCGCGAGAGCAGCAGCGGCGGCAACCACGGGCGGGGCGCAACACCUCGACACGACCACCACAGCAGACCCAGAACCACACGAUUUCCCUUUGAUUCGCCGUGCAGCGGUCGCUCUGGCAGGGAUGGGCGCGAGAGGACGGAUGUUUGCGGCAUCGAGGCCACGAUCGACGUUCCUCUCGCAGGUGGUGGAGACCCCUCCGCUGUCGGUCUUAACGUCGUCGUCGACGGCGACGAGCUCUGGUAUCGGUUCGGUGGAGGUCUUCGACAACGCCCACAGGACCGACUUUGCCACAUCUGCCCGACUUGGGGCGAUCGCGGGGUCACCUCAAGACGAAGAGGAACAGCGCCGACAAUGGCCCAAGAAAGCUGCCCAUGCCGGCAGCGGCAAUAGCAGUGGCAACGCCGACAAACUGUCCACGCACUUGCAAGUUGAUCCGCCACCUCAACCGGCAUGCGGCGACCAGGAUGACCACCACCCAAAGCAGCACCAGCAGCUGCACCAAUCUCAACAGCGCGAAGCUGACAUGUACCCCCCGUUCGUGGCGCGCCUGGACGAGCUCACGUCACCGGGAGGGUUGUGCGACCUGCUCGAAUCCCCUCAAAACGUCCCUGAGCCUCAGCUAUCAGCAAGGGCGAAGGCCAGUCCGAUGGGGUCCGCAAGCCCGUCCCCGCCGUUUACUGAGCCUUCGCCGGCUGGCACAUCGGUGUCGUCCUGUGAAUCAGGGCCUAGGCCAACACCACACUUCUUCUAG